CCACCAUUAGGUGGAACCCAAUCUGGUUGAAUUUUGUGAACCAGCUCCAUGUUACUGGACCUAGGGUACAGGCAGUAAUUCACCAGUGCAAACAAUAGUGGCCGCUCUGUCACUUGAUUCUAUACUUGUACAUACAUGCAUACUACAUAACUAGCAGGAUCAUAUGUCUCGCCAUAAUUACCACCCAACUAUGAUGCGUGCCCGAACAGGACACACAAGCCCAAAUCAUUGGUGCCUUGCCUCACCUCAAUCAUUGCGGUGAGGAGUAUACCCACCCCUGUCCAUGACAGCGUCGCACCGGAAUCAGUCCAUUAUAUCUCGCCGUGCUCCGUCUACUGCCGUUAACGAUGGCUCCUCUGGUUCUCGGUCUAGAAACCACCGCAGCUCCAGCCAUCGACCCCCGCGACCGCCUAGUACACGUCAUUCGCUGCGGUCUCAGUUCGCCACGACUCGUCAGGAAUACGAGUUUGGUUUUGACGAUGCGUCAUCCAUCGCGGAACAGUCGAUCCAAGCCUCUGAAGCCGUUCAGGGCAAUGAAGCCGACAACCACAACCCCGCUUUCUCUCGCGGCAGAGUCCUCGGUCGAGAUUGCUAUGAGCUGUUGUGCUUGCCAAGGGGCCCGUCUCUGUCUCCUGAUCAGGUCCAGGAGGCAGCAUACCGUCUCGCCCAGGUUUUGGCAGUCGACAAGCAGCCGCAACGUUUGCAGGUCCCGGCAGCUUUCCAACUAGGUUUGGUGAAAGCAGCUGUUGAGACCUUGAUUGACCCUUCUCGAAGGCUGGGCUAUGAUCUCUCGAGGGCCGGCAAACCCGACUCGGACUCUGACGAGGAGGAUAUCUACGAAAAUGACCCGGACUCAGGAAGCAACGGGAGCUAUGAAGUCGGUGUUCAAGAGCAGUACCUCCUCCUCAGCCAACGGGAGUCUCGAGCGGGCACCGACCUCAGUCUUCGGUUGGACGCUACAUCGUUAGUUGCUUCUCGAGGGGAACUCCUGCGGCAUGGUGUAGGACCAGAAGUCAUGGACUUCUCCCUGCAAAAGACGGCCACCACCGGCGUGCCGGCCCUACGAAGGCCUAUCGAGAGCGCUGCUGUGUUUAUCCGGAAUUUGGGAAUUAGAAAAUCUCCCAAGGCCAAGGCAGCAUCUCGUCUUCGUCUCACAGACCCGACCGUGACUGUCACUGCGUCGGCACAUGGGUUGUUGGGUGAGCCAUUCAAGCUUGCACCGCUCCUCGUCGACCGUUACCAGCCACCGGGUCCCUCGACCUCGAUACACGGGAAGAGGCGCGUGGAGCAGCUGCUGGCGUCCCGGUUCCUCCCGUUUCUGAGCCUAAACUUCCGCCAGGAGCUCUUCUGGCAGACCGAGCCUGUCCCUGUCGCCCUGCCGAAGCUUGUUAUCGAACAGGAGCUGGAAUUCCUCCCUCACCCUUCCACGACGACCCGGAUAGGCCAGUCUAUCAAUCUCUUCGGCAGCGCUAACCCGCUCAACGUCGAGAUCUCAGCCCAGAAGGCGCUUGCCCGCAAAAGCGAGCCGCUCCCGAACGUGGGGCUCGCUGUCCAUCAACGGGUCGGCCCCGGCACGGCCUUCCUCGUGGCCAACGGAGGCGACUGGAACCUGCGGACAUCCAAAGAAUGCCGACAGCUGUUCAAGUUCUCCAAGCAGCGCUCACGCGGUCUCACGCCCGUGCUCGACGCUUUCAGCAACCCACCAACCGUCGAAAUCGGGUAUGCUUUCGGGAGGCGCGACCUGGGCAUGCGGUCCGGCCAAACCCUCACCAAGCCCACCACAAGGGGUCUCUCCCGCCUCGACGGCGACGUCGACGAGCAGACGCUCAGCUCGUGGUCCGUCUCCACGGGCCUGAGCCCAGGCACAGCAGCGACCUACCUCCGCUACGGCCGCGACCUCUUCACCUCCCCAAGCCCACAGCAGCGCCACCGCACAACCAACACCGGCGGCUUCCGCGCCGAAGCCGAGGUGGCCGCCACCACGCAGCACGACUUCAGCGUCGCCUUCCGCGCGCUCAAGCACGUCGGGCGCUUCACCAAGGCCGGGCUGGAGGUCGGCCUGUCCCCCACCAACCUGCACGUCGCCCUCUACUGGUCGCGCCUCGGCCAGCGCGUCAGCCUGCCCUUCCUCGCCGCCGCCACCACCGCCCCACACACCACCCUCACCCCGCCCCUCAACCACCUCCUCCUCACCACCCUCCUCCUCCCGCUCACCGCCUUCUCCGCCUGGGAGGCCUACGCCCACCUGCAGCGCGCGCGGCGCGCCACCGAGGCCGUGAGGGCGCGCCGCGAGCGGCAGCUGGCCGCCUACGUGGCCGCGCGCAGGGCGGAGGCCGACGAGCUGACGGUGGCGCUGGCGGCCGGGGUCGGGCCGCGGCAGGCGGCGGCGCGGAAGCGUGGGGGUUUGGUCGUGCUCAGCGCCAAGUUUGGCGUGCGCGGGGCGCCGCCGGACGAGGGGGAGGGUAUUGGUGGUGGGGAGGAUAGUGAUAGUGAGGAGGAUGAUGAGGAUGAGUUGGUUAUUCCGCGCGGGGUGAGGAAGGGCCGGUUGAUGGGGUUUUGGGAUCCGGCGCCGGGGAAGGAGAAGGUGUUGAGGGUGGUGUAUCUGUGGGAGGGGAAGGAGAAGGUGGCGGAGGUGAGCGGGCGGGAGGAGUUGAGGCUGCCUUAGCUGCAGUGAGGGGCGGGUUGGAUUGGAUUUGGGGGCCAAGUGACCAUGCGAGACUCGUGAUGAUGAUGAUGAUGCCGAUGAUGCAAUACACGAUUGAUGGGUGGACGCGGUUGGAAAUGAGGUCAGACCUGCAGGCACAGACAGUCUUGAGAAUAUAACGC
Chaetomium fimeti is the source of this 2826-nucleotide messenger RNA. RefSeq lists its product as uncharacterized. The transcript is spliced from 3 exons. Gene Ontology annotation, biological process: cristae formation. NCBI's taxonomy places the organism in Eukaryota, Fungi, Ascomycota, Sordariomycetes, Sordariales, Chaetomiaceae. Bases 284 to 2665 code for a protein of 793 amino acids. The record is from RefSeq and is a predicted model, not a curated record.